Argiope bruennichi is the source of this 4775-nucleotide messenger RNA. Its product is annotated as prominin-1-like. The transcript has 26 exons. NCBI's taxonomy places the organism in Eukaryota, Metazoa, Arthropoda, Arachnida, Araneae, Araneidae. The record is from RefSeq and is a predicted model, not a curated record. The coding region runs from base 451 to 3009 and encodes 852 amino acids. Gene Ontology annotation, cellular component: membrane.
GGCUUCUCGCCAUUUUGAAUUGGCAACCUGUGUGAAAACUUGAAAUCGGUGAAUCACCUUAGAAAGAGCCCCUAGUCGGUUUCCAGUCUCGUGUCUUCUCACUCAGCCUUUUCGUUUACCUCUGAGGACAUGACGUCACAUUAGUGUCAUGGUUACGCGUCCCUGCCAUCAGCUGGAGUUUUUAGCUGAUUAUUUAUCUCCGUUUUCUCAAGCAGCUAAGUUCCGUUGUGAAUCCUGAUAGGUACUACUUGGAAUUUCCUAAUGACAGUUCCGCACGCAAAUACCUUUCUAGCGAAUCCGCCGCCAAUUCUACACUUUGUUGCACUCGCUUUCGUCUGUGCGUAGGAAUGUGUAGCCCGGUCUUGACUAAGUUGCGAUUUUUUUUACAUGUGUAUUUUUGUAUGUUCCUUCUCUAGAAAAGUAUUAAAAUAGUAACAUAUUUCUACAAACAUGAAGCACAAUUUUAAAGCCCUAGUCUUUCUUCUUCUAUUGCACACUUCUUUUUCUGCUCAUUCAAGUCGAUCAUCAGGGGUCACUGAUGGAUCUACACCCCCACCUACAACUCCUCAUCCCAUAACUGUGAAGCUUGAACAGCUUCAACAGCUGGAAGAGUCAUCACUCACAGGAUGGUAUCAUAUGGUAAAUAAAUUCUUGGAGCUCAUCAAACCUGACCAAAGAACAUUGGAGGAUGUCAUAAAUUUUGCUACAGGAAAGCAUGGUCUUAACCCUCAAGAAUUUGUACUUAAGGUAGCAAAGAUGAAUUAUGCAUUUUUGACGAUGGUUAUCAUUGGUCUAGUUUAUGUUAUUGUUAUGCUCAUCACUGGAAUUUUCUUUUUCUGCUGCCGCUUUUGUGGCCGCUGUGGUGCUAAAGAUAGUCAAAAACAAAGAAGAAGUGAUAACUGUUGGAGAACCAUUCAUAAAUUUUGUUUAAUACUUAUGGUUGCAUUUUUAGUGGUUCCAAUAACAUGUAUGUGUAUUAUUAAUGAACAUAUGAAACAUUCCAGUCCAAGUGUAAAAGGAAAUAUAACUGAAGUUUUCGACAUUUUAGGAAACUUUGCUAAUACUACUGAUGGUGAUAUUGACACUGCAAUUCACCAUGUUAUUGAAAAUCCAAUACAAAAUUUUGAUGCUUUUAAAAGUAGUUUUGUUGAACUUGUUCAAGAAAAUAUUUCCAAUACAAUUGACCAUGAGAAACUUGAGGACAUUAAAAAUAUUGUUUCAUGGAUUGCUUCUGUUGAAGAAAAGCAUGCAGCAAUUACUAAUGCUUCUGAGUUAUCAAGGGCUGUUCAAAGUUUGAAAUCAAAUAUUAGAAGUAUCAGACAAGAAGUAAGAGGAUUACAUAAUUGUACAAAUUCAGAGAAGCGGAUUUGCCAGCUCAAUUUCGAACUGUUACCCAUAGAAAGAAUCAAUGUUGAUGAUGCAUAUGAUCAUGUGCAUAAUGAAUUUCAAAAGUUGCUAAAAAUAAACUUCGAAGAAUUAACCAAUGUGAUAGAUCAAAUUCAAAACAAUACAAUUUUAAGGAAUAAAAUUGAGCAAGAAAGUGAAAGUUUAAAACGGUUCGCUAAUGAAACUAUGUCUGGAGAUGAAGAUGGUUUAAAAGAAAUCAAGGCUCGAGUGAAAUAUUACACUAACGAGUUGAGAUCUGUCUCUAAGACUGGUAAACAGGAAGUUCAGAAAGUUUUUGCUGAAACUGAUGGUUAUGAGAUAUAUAGAUAUUGGGCUAUGUUCGGAAUUGCUGCUAUUCUUCUGGUUCCUGUUGUGUUUUUGACUUUGGGCUUAGUUUGUGGAUGUUCUGGUUAUGAAAAAGAACGCCAUCCGACUAAAAGAUCUUCUACUUCAAAUUGUGGAGGAUUUUGUCUCAUUUUAGCGGUGUACUAUUUCUUUUUGGUUUCAUCUGCUUUAAUGGUUGCAACUAUUGCUCUUCUAAUUCUUGGUGGAAAUAUGCAAACAUUUGUUUGCAUUCCAUUAUAUGAAGAUGGAUUUACUAUCUUGGACGAGAUGAAAGAAAAACUCUCAUCUCUCGAUAAAAACAAUGCACUUGAAGGAAUAAAGCCAAGUAAACUACUUAACGACUGCAAGGAACACAAAAGCAUCAUUUAUGCUCUAGGUUUGAUCAAUGAAACUGAUCCUACCUCAUUUCAGAAAUUUCUCAGUAACUCUGAUGUAAUGAAUCCUGACAGUGAAAAUGAAAUAGAUGAAAAACUGAGGAAAGCACUCUUGGAGAUAACUUCCAAUAUAAGGGAGAGACUCCAUCAGUUUACUCAUGCUCUUAAUCUUCAAGAAUUGAAGGAAAUACCUGAAAGGCUUCAAGAUCGCCUUACUGCUUCCCGAUCAAACAUAUCUCGUUUUAUUGAAGAUGUUACUGCAGCUUUGAAAGAAGAUUUGAGUAAAAAUGAUUUAGAUAUUUUACAUAUAGUGAAUGAUUCUGCAGCAAGUCUGUAUAAUGAAAUGAAUGCUUUGCAAGAAAAAUUGAAUCGUUUUUCUGAAACCUUAUUGAAUAUUUACAAUGAAGCAGAUUUAUAUAAGGAUAAAAUAAGAGACAUUGAGAGUAGCUUAGAUCAAGUUGAAGAAAAGCUGCCAAAAGUUAUAAAAGCUCAUUUAUUCCAUGCUGUUGCAUCUUCAACUGGAUGGACAGAAAUGGUGCAGAACAUAGGAAAGUGUUUCCCAGUUUGGAUAGCUUUCAACAUUGCACGUACUGCUGUGUGCGAUUUUGUGGUGGCACCUAUUAAUGGAUAUUGGUUUGGAUUAGGAUGGGCACUUUUUGUGAUUAUACCCACCAUUUUCUUCUCUGUAAAACUUUCCAGAUUCUAUUUGCGUAUGAAGUAUGAAUAUGAUUCAUAUAUACCUGAUUCUGGAGAAGCCAUUCCAUUAGAAGACAUGAGUAGAGCUAAGCCAUUUUCGUAUACAAAUCCUGGGGCUAUGAGCUGGAUGCCACAAUUUGGUCCACACCAAAACUACAUGGUGCAUCCGUCAUCAAACAACCAGUCUCGUAAUUUCCAUUACAAGUAAAUUAGAGAUGUGAGAGUGCCUUUGUACAGAAUGGUUACAGGAUAACGUGUAUAAUAAGAUUGAAUUUGUUAUUUUAUUCCAAUUCAUAUUUGCGCUAUUGGGUUAAUAUGAUACUUUGCAGAAUUUUGUUAAGAUUCCUAUUGAUAUGAUUGUGUUUGAAUAUAUAAAAUAACUGUUGCACAAUAUUUUUGAAAGUUUUCAAGCUAAUUGUUUAUGCGAAGAGUUGUAGAUUUAUAUAUUGCAAGUGAUUUAUGACUUUUAGUGAAAAUAAGUUAACUGCUUGAGAUUUUCUUCUGGAAAAUAUGAACAUUGAAAAGUUGUGUUGCAAAUUGCUAAAUUGGUGCUUGAAAUUGUAUUUGUUGUGCUAUUUAUUCAGCUUCUCAUUUGUAAAAAGUUUAUGCGAAUUCUUUUUCAAAGUGAUAAUUUUUGAAGAGAAAAAUUUGUGUGUUUUUGCAUGGAUGUAUUUAAAUACUGGACCAAGAUCGUGCACAGAAAAAUGGAUUCAUAUAAAGUAUAUUUUGAGAGAACUUUUUAUUUUAAAAUUACUCAGUUGCUUAGAAUCUUAUAAAUACUUAUAUCAUCACAAAAGUUGCUUUUGAAACUGCGAAAAAAGCUAAAUAUAGUUGUUUGGGUUGUAAUUUAUUAAUAUUUAUAUUUAUAUAUCAAUUAAAAUAUCAUUUGGAAACUUUCAUUGAUUGAAUAAAUAUCUUCAAGAAGUGAUGAUAGAGAAAUGCAAAUUUAUUUUGAAAUGGAAAUAUUUUACAUAAAGUGACUGAUUGUAAAGCAGCUUUUAGCCCAAAGGCAGAAUGUUCAGUAUUCUUCUACUGUAGUUGUAUAUCUAUCAUCGUUGUUCAUUUACUAUUUGUAAUUACUCACCCUUUCAUAUAUAAUAUAUAUAUAUUUACGUGUAUAUGGGUUAAUUCGUGAAACAUUAAAGGUUUUAAACUGAAAUAAUUUCAGUGUUUCUAUGCAAAUCUGUAUGUAAAUAUGUAAUUUUUCUUUCCAUCCUUGUGGAGUGAUAGACUUUAAUUUAUUAAUUUGUUCCUUAGUGACAGGCUGUAUAUAGGCACUGAAAGCUGCAGCUAAUAAAUUUAGUGUCCUCUUAUUUCAUAAUGCAAUAAUUAGUUCGUAAUUUUGUGGCCUUUAAAAUAGUAAUUUAAGUUCUUCCUUCAUGACAUUGAAUGUAACAUGUUAAUUUAAUUGUAUUAACCAAACAGUUUGUUUCAUUCUCCUUUAAUUCAUUCUAGAGAAAUUACAUUUAAAAAUUCAUUUGCAAAAUUGCAUACAUUUAUAUUUGUUUUUGAUAUUUAUGUUACAAUAAUAGUAUCUCAUUCAUUUUGCCUCAAUUACUACUGGUCUUCCAAAAUUGCAAGACAUAUUUUUUUUGGCUGCAAGAGGUUUAUAUAUGUUUUUAAAAGACAGGUCUGUACAUUUGAACCACCGGCCAUACCACUCCUUUAAGAAAUGGACAUUGUGUUUUUCUGUGUUUUCAGUGUGAAUACACACACAAAGUAUUUUAAAUCCGUCUGUUAACAUUAUAAUGAUGAUAUAUCAUCUGUUCUAUUGAGAAUAGAGAUGAACAAACUUAAAUUGUUGUGAAUAUUUCAUGUUUUACAGAUGUGCCAAAUAUUUAGUGUGUAAUAAUUUUAUUGAACUUGUGAUAAUAAAGUGUCAUCAAUGUCAUUUAAAAGUUUUGUCUUUAUUUUUUUUAAAUCAUAAAUUUUAAAAAUACUGUAAUUAUUGGUCAAUUAAAGAUUAUAAACAAA